UAAGAUGGCGGCGCCGGGCUGGUGGCUGUGGCCGGGGCUAGGGCCGGCAGUGACGGGCGCGSUGGCGGCUCUGCUGUUCCUGCUGCUGUGGCGGCGGCGGUGCGCGGGCGGCGCGGGCCGGGUGUGCGUGGCCGUGCUGGGGGACCUGGGCCGCAGCCCGCGGAUGCAGUACCACGCGCUGGCGCUGGCGCGACACGGGCGCGAGGUCGCUCUGCUGGGCUACCUCCAGAACCGGCCGCACCGGGACGUGCUGCGCAGCGAGAACAUCCGGCUCGUGCCCGUGGCGGAGCUGCGAGGGCUGCGAGUGGGUCCAAAGCUUUUCCUGUAUGUCCUGAAGGUCGUAGUGCAGUCGGUGCAGUUACUGUACACCUUGCUGAGGAUAGAUCAGCCAUCCUAUAUUCUUCUUCAGAAUCCCCCAGGCUUACCCAGUAUAGCUGUUGCAUGGGUGGCAGGACUGUUCUGGGGGAGCAAACUCAUCAUUGAUUGGCACAACUAUGGAUACAGCAUCAUGAGCCUGAGUCAUGGGAGGAACCACCCGCUAGUCCUGAUUGCAAAAUGGUAUGAAAAGCUUUUUGGGCGCUUGUCUGACUAUAACCUGUGUGUGACUGAUGCCAUGAAAGAGGAUCUCUGGGUGAAUUUCAAGAUAAAGGCUGUAACYUUGUAUGACAAACCAGCAUCUUAUUUCAAGGAAACACCAUUAGACCUCCAACACAAUUUGUACAUGAAACUUGCCAAGGACUAUGAGCCUUUCAAACCACGAGCUGUCAAUCCCAGUGCCGAGAGAUCGGCCUUCACGGAGAGGGAUGGCAAAGGUGGGGAUGUGGUGAAGAUCAGAGGCCGGCCAGCCCUUCUCAUCAGCAGCACCAGCUGGACAGAGGAUGAAGACUUCUCAGUCCUUUUAAGAGCUUUAGAAGAUUAUGAGAGGUUUAUCAAGGAGGGAGCCAAGCUUCCAGCUUUGGUGUGUGUGAUAACAGGUAAAGGACCUCUAAAAGAUUACUACAAUGGUCUGAUCCAAAAACUGCAUUUCAAGCAUAUCCAGAUCUGYACUCCAUGGCUGGAAGCUGAGGAUUACCCUCUUCUGCUUGGCUCAGCCGAUCUGGGGGUGUGUCUCCAUAAAUCCUCCAGUGGUUUGGAUUUGCCCAUGAAGGUGGUGGAUAUGUUUGGCUGCUGUUUACCUGUGUGUGCAAUAUAUUUCAAAUGUUUACAUGAACUUGUGAAACACAAUGAGAACGGUCUGAUAUUCAGAGACUCGAAGGAACUUGCAGAACAACUGAAGAUGCUUUUCUCAGAAUUCCCUUMCCUGGAAGGGAAACUUCACAGCUUCAGGCAGAACCUGAGGAAGUCCCGGCAGCUGCGCUGGGAUGAGAGCUGGGACCAGAUUGUCCUUCCCCUGCUGGGGCACAAGGAGUGACUGGGGGCAAGGAGGGUGUCAAAUACAUUCCUGCAGCUGCACAGAUUUGGGAAACAAUGAAUAAACAUUUGUAUUGUCUGCAGUUACACUUUCUGAUUCCUUCAUCUAGGGACAGGGGUUCUCACAUUCUUCCCUUAAAAUUUCAGCUUCCUGGGCAAGAGGUGCUGAAGGUGCAGCUGAGGCUCUGUUGUGURGGAACCUGUGCUGCUUGAAGGUCCCUUUUUAGUGAAAAUCCUUGAAUACAGACAGAAACUAUUAACUAUUUUACCUCCUGUACAGUCAGCACUUUAGAUUUGGGKGUGGGUUUUUUGGCAAAUGCCAGAUGCUUUUUACUUCUUUCAACUGGUCAAAAGUUGGACUCAAUUAUUUUGGAGGUCUUUUCCAACCUAAAUGAUUCGGUGAUUUACCAGUUAAUUGCCCAAGCACUGAAUAUCCUCYUGUAUGGUUUUAUUGAGACAGAACCAUUUUGUUUCCAAGCUGUUUUWCCUUGUGACAGUGUGUGCAGGAGUGUGGCAGCACAGCACUGGUGUGUGACAGCUUUACUGAGCACUUAGAGGAAAGCAGAGCUUGCAGUGAGUGUUCUUCUUGUACUCUGAAAUGAACGUGCCCAUUUACCUUGGGAAAGAACAUAAAAUUUAUCUCUUUUUGAGCAGACUAAUAGAAAAGAGAAAAAUAAACCUGAAAUAUAUGACUGAGAUGUGUAUAACUUAAUCACAGGGCACUUCACGUUGUGAGUGCUCACUCAGGUACAACCUUCAGCUUUUUUUUAAGCUUAGUAAUCACAUGCAGGCCUAAUGCUUAUGAGAUUUUUUUUCCUCACCUUUUUGAUGAUAAAAUAGAUGUCAGUCCUUGAAGGAGUAAAUGUGCUUGGUUUGAGUGUUUACUGCUCCUCAGAGCUCCUGACUCAGGGUGGGAGGUGAGG
This is a messenger RNA of Malurus melanocephalus (red-backed fairy wren), 2333 nucleotides long. RefSeq names its product ALG1 chitobiosyldiphosphodolichol beta-mannosyltransferase (gene ALG1). Lineage: Eukaryota; Metazoa; Chordata; Aves; Passeriformes; Maluridae. Bases 5 to 1411 code for a protein of 468 amino acids. Gene Ontology annotation, molecular function: mannosyltransferase activity. The record is from RefSeq and is a predicted model, not a curated record. Gene Ontology annotation, cellular component: endoplasmic reticulum. The transcript is spliced from 13 exons.